AUGUGGAAGCAGGUACUGCUACGUAAGCAUAGCCGAACAUCACAGCCGCAAACGGGUAUAAGCAGUAUAUUUCUCGGUUCCAAUCCGAAUAGGAGUAUGGAUCCCUGGCAACCGCUCCGGUCAAUUUCACACCAUGAAACCAUGAAACCCUCUGAGCUGAAGACCCUGAUUUCGGUGGUUAGCCAAAUUUACAUGGAAAGCAGAGAGCCAAGGCUCCGGGAGCUCUUAAAAGGAACGAAUUGUGCCAGACUAUGCAGAUUUUUGUUUGCCCGUUUUGGGCCCGAUCGAUGUCGGUUUUUCGAAUUUCCGGAUUCGACUGAGAAGUGUUUAAUCCUAACCAAUCCGGAUUUGGAUGCCAUGUUCCUCAUCGAAUGCCCUACGGAAACAUCUCCAACUCUUAGCGUGCUUCUCAAGGAGCCUGACCUCGUCGAGGACACCCAAGAUGAAUCGAAGCGGUUUAGGUGGGAAAUAACAUACUUGGGUUGUUUGAUUAGACGUUUUAGCGCUCCACUUAUACAACCAAAAUCUGAAAAUCACGCAUUUCGCUGAAA
This is a messenger RNA of Cylicostephanus goldi, 551 nucleotides long. NCBI's taxonomy places the organism in Eukaryota, Metazoa, Nematoda, Chromadorea, Rhabditida, Strongylidae. The record is from the annotation of a GenBank genome assembly.